AUGCUCGCCUCCAUCGUCGACGGCCGCAAGGCCGCGAACGCAUCGGACGCGUGCAACCUGAACCUGUCGGAAACUAUUGUCGACGCGAAGGACGCGCUGUUCCAGGCGCAGCGCAACAUCCCGCAGCUGCCGGACCGCAGUGACGACGCAAAAAACUGGACUAGAGGCGCUGUACCGCUGCGUGAUUGGGACUUGAGACGUUCGGGGCAGACGUGCACGUCCGAUAAUCUGUUCGCGUAUAGGAAGAUGGGGACAUGGUUUCUGCGCGCGGGGGUUACAAAUAACCCUGUUGAUGCGUUCAUGCCGGAUUAUGAACGGCAGUUUGUGGAUGAGUAUAUCCCGCGCGACUGGAGUGACGCGCUGCGCUUGCCGCAUGUCAGGUAUGGCGGCGGGCCGGUCGAGAACGCGACGACGAUUAUUGCCAGGUUUGGCGGCAUACCAGGGUUGGCGUCCGUGUCUGUCAUGGUUUUUGAUGAGAACCCCGCGCUCACGGAGGCGUUGCGGCUGAACGCCAUCGCUGUCGAUCAGGCGAAGGAUGCCGUUACCUUGUCGAAUAUUGCGAUCUUGGCGCUACCGAUAGUCAUGACACUCUUCCCGGUUGCCUUUUUGGCUGACUUAAACACGUUUGCCAUGCUGUGCUACAUCGUGUUUACCGACAUCUUCUCCGCGCUGCCGUUCAUGAUCAAGGGUUUCGAGCUGCUGGACUCGGCCGCCACCAAUAGGGGCGAGGCCGUCGCAUAUCAUGCCGGGAAUGAGACGCUCGGCCAGAUGGAGGUGUGGGCGGCCGAGUGCCACGGCGAGGACAGCUUUCGCGUCAUGGGGAUCGUCUUUGUUAUCGUGGCCGCGGUCGCCAUGGUCGGAGGCGUGCUUCUGGAAGUGGUGGCGGCUGGGGUCAUGCGGAGGAGGCGCGCCGUGAACAAGAACGAGGCGAGCGGGCCGUUUGGGAUGGCGCUGUUUGAAGGCACUCGGUACGCGCCGCUGGGUAGCGCCAAGCAGGAGGACUGGGAGCGGAGGCUUUCGGAGGAGAUGGCGCCCGGGAGGUGGAGUUAUGACGAGGCGGACUUCCUGAAAUUGCCAGAUGGGCAUGGAGCUACGGGGAAGGAGAUCUUGUCGCUGGCGGAACGGGCAGAUCCUGAGGCUCCUUCAAGGAGAUGGCGAUGGGUGCCGUGGCGGAGGGGGGAAAGAGAUGAGGUGGAUGGAGAAGAUUCAAGGACGAUUGAGGAAUAUGGGGAUGAGGAGGAGGUCGGGGCUGCUGCGAUGGGGACGCCUGCCGAUGAUGGAGCCGGCGACAAGUGGAUCGUAACGCCUUGCAGAAUAACGCCCAGCGCUAGAACGCAAGCCGAUCCAGAAAUCUCACGUGCGAAGUCGGUUCGUCCUCACGCGAUGCGUGCCGUUCGGGAAGAAUGUGAUUCUAGACCCUCCGACGUCUUUAUCUAUUCGAUACACUUGAAAACCGGUGAUUGUGCAAACAGCCUCUUUGACACAAAUUUCAAACUUGGAUAA
Messenger RNA from Chondrus crispus (carragheen), 1503 nucleotides. RefSeq lists its product as hypothetical. The transcript is spliced from 4 exons. Lineage: Eukaryota; Rhodophyta; Florideophyceae; Gigartinales; Gigartinaceae. Bases 1 to 1503 code for a protein of 500 amino acids. The record is from RefSeq and is a predicted model, not a curated record.